Orbicella faveolata is the source of this 1087-nucleotide messenger RNA. Its product is annotated as PAX-interacting protein 1-like. The record is from RefSeq and is a predicted model, not a curated record. Gene Ontology annotation, cellular component: MLL3/4 complex. NCBI's taxonomy places the organism in Eukaryota, Metazoa, Cnidaria, Anthozoa, Scleractinia, Merulinidae.
UCUCUAUUCCUCCAGGGUAAUGCGUCGCCCCAGGAAUUUUCUGUCUCAAACCGAGGGGGUGACUGGUAAGAAGUUUCUUUCCCGCCAGUCGAGUCCAGUAGUUUGUGCCAGAUGCCAAAUCAGUUUUCAAGAUGGCGGCGAAACGAGAAAUUUGAACAUGGCUCUCGAAUCGACCUCAAACCAGGAGAAAAAAGACAUUUUUAAGGACGUCAGAUUCUUCCUAGCUGAAGAAAACAAUGAAGAGGUGAAGCAAGUCUUGAAAUCUGGCGGUGCGGCACGUGAGUUUUACAUCAGUGACCUUGUGACUCACGUCAUUGCCACAGAUACCAGUUUCCCUCAGUUUGGUGAAGCCAAGGAAUGUAACUUGACAAUUGUGCAGGUACUCUUUUUCUGUUUGUUGGUUUUUAAAACAUCUGAGGAGCUUUACUUGCCCUUAUUAAGGCUAGGAGGCACACAACUUUUUUUCUUUCUUUUUGGCUCAACAUUUUGCAUUCUUAGGCCUAUUCCAAAUGUCGUGCUACUGCUGUGAUGAACUAAAUUCAAGAAUUAAAUUUGACUUAAGCAUGGCAGUAACACAACAUUUGAAACCACUCAGUUCAGCAGGCUGAAUUAAGUUUGGCACGACUAGUUAGCACAGCAGGCCUUGCUGUGCCAUACGGCAGUAGAACAACUUGGCUUCAAACGGCAUACUCAUGCUGUUUCAAACUGAGUUCAUAGCCUUCUGCAUCAGCUGCCAUUGCUCUCUAGUAUUUAAAAUAGUCUUCAGCAAAGCAAAUUUCUUCUGAUCCUUGGCGUGACUGAAUUAAAUUUGACAUUUGAAACCACUGCCAUUCUUUUGUCAUGCCAUUGCUGGGCCAAAUUCGUUUGAGUUCGGCACUGCAGUAGCACGACAUUUGGAACAGUUCUAGCAUGAUUUGAAACAAGGGAAAAGUAAAUUCAAUAAUUUGUUAUAUAGCUGGAGUUUAGUUCAAUCUAACACAUACAUUCUAUUUGACAAAAAAAAAAUAGUAAAUUUUUGAUUUGACGACAAAAUACUCUCUCUUUUAAUCAAUAUUCAGUCAGUUAAUUUUCAGUCAAGUGCCCAAUU